Messenger RNA from Babesia microti strain RI, 939 nucleotides. Its product is annotated as Family of unknown function (DUF572). Gene Ontology annotation, biological process: mRNA splicing, via spliceosome. The transcript has a single exon. NCBI's taxonomy places the organism in Eukaryota, Apicomplexa, Aconoidasida, Piroplasmida, Babesiidae. Gene Ontology annotation, cellular component: U2-type spliceosomal complex; post-mRNA release spliceosomal complex. The coding region runs from base 1 to 939 and encodes 312 amino acids. The record is from RefSeq and is a predicted model, not a curated record.
AUGUCAACUCUUAAGGCUGCUAGGGCAGACAACUUUUAUUAUGCCCCGGAUACGGAGAAUCCACCAGAACGCAAAAUUAAGCGGAACCCCAAACCAAAAAAUCAUUUCACAAAUAUUUUAGCACCUACCUCAUCCAUUUACAGUGAAUCAGCUCGUCCUGAUGGAUCGCUCAUCCGUUUUGAAAUGCCAUUUAAGAUCAUCUGUACCAAAUGUAAUGAGUAUAUAGCAAAGGGGGUCCGAUUUAACGCUAAGCGCCGUGAAAUUGGUAUGCAUUAUACUACGGUAAUCUAUUCAUUUACUAUUUAUUGUAAAUCGUGCACAAAUCCUAUUGUCAUUGAAACUGAUCCCGAAAAUACGGAAUACGUAGUCAAAAUAGGCGCUAGGAGGAAGGUAGACACGUUCGAUACCAAAGAUGCAGGGACUUUGACUUUGGGUGCGACCAUUGAAGAAAAGCAAUUACUGGCAACAAAUCCCAUGUUCAGACUAGAACAUCAGUUAACCAGUGGUAACAUUGAAUUGCCUGAGAUAAAAGAUAAAACAGUGAAUGCUGAUGAGUUUCAGAACAGCAUUAGUGACGGUGUGACUGAAAAACAACGGAUUACUAUGCUACAAACCCUCAGCAAUGCCAGGAGCGGUGACAGUUAUAUAGCAAACUAUGCUUUGAGACGUAAAUUCAGGCAAGAAAAGAAGGCAUUGAUACAGGACCGCAAAAGACUUGAAAAUUUUAGUUUGCCAUUGGCAGAUCCAGUGUCUAAUGACGUUACCAAACAAAUAUCGUUUGUGAGUGAAAACAAGAAGAUGAUGAAACAUAUCAACACCAUGGUCAAAUGCAAGGGAAAUUCAUUGUUUGGCGUCAAAAAAACAUCGUGUUUGGGUAAGAAGAAGCAACAAUUGGAGGUUGUCAGACAUAUCGCAUCUAAAAUUCGCACUAGAAUUUGA